AUGGCGGAAGAAGCGCAGACAGUCAACCUCAAGAUCCUUUCACCCUCGUCUGACUUUGAGGGUGGUGUGAACCUCGCAGACGUCCCCGCUUCCACCACGGUCAAAGAGCUCCGGAGCCGCAUACAGGAUGCCGCGCCCUCGAAGCCUGCCCCAGAUCGCAUGCGCCUCAUCUAUCGCGGCAGAGUAGUGGCCAAUGAUGCCGAUACACUGAGCAACGUGUUUGGCGUUGACAAUCUACGUGAGAACAAUGACCAGAGCCUCCACUUGGUACUGCGGGAGCUCCCGACUACUGGGAACCCUUCAACGUCACCCACGCCACGAUCCGCGACUGUCCCGAACCCUUUCCGCCCUGCGCAAGCCCCGGCUGUACCCGCAAACCCUCUGCAGACGAACCCAUUCCGCGCGCUGCCACAGGCUCGACCGCACUCGCUCCCACCACUACCACCGCACCACCAUCAUAUCCCGGGCCAAGCAAACGCGGUUCCCAUUCCUCUCCCUCUUCCCCCACAGCUGCAACAACAGUUCACGCAGGCCAUGGCGCAACAGGGACAGCAGAAUGACGAGCAGACCCCAGACUCGACAUCUCAGCAGCCAGGACCAGACGCACAGAGACCCGCGGAUGCCGCUCAAGGACUGCCCAAUCUCCCUGGAACUGGCGACCAACCAUUACGACGCGAAGGCGUGGGUCCCAACGGGGCGCGAUGGACAGUGACAUACAACCAGGUCAAUAUACCUGCGCAGAUUCGACAGCCCGUUCCUGCAUUCGGUCUUGCUCCACCGCUAGCGUUUGGUCGUCCACCCGUCCCGCCAGGCGUUAUUCCCUCAAUGGGUCACGACAGUACCCAGCGCUUGUUGCCACGCAUCCAGACAAUCUUCCAGGAAGCACAACGCGAGAUGGAAAACGUGCGAACCUUGCUGCAGCCUGCGCGUCCAUCAGAGACACAGACUGAUCGACUUUCGCUUUCAAAUACCUCUCCUCUGAACCUACCAGUUUGGCGAAUUGACCACAUCCGUCAACACCUGAACACCAUCAACCAGAACUUGAACGUUGUCGAGCGGGCCCUCGCCCUUCUCCCUACAGAACCCGAAGUGGUAGCGCUGAGACGUUCAGUAACUGAGAUUAGGGUGGACGCACUAGAAUUGAACAUCAUACUCGAUCGGCAACAAGGCGGAAGCCCCAGUCGAUCAAGCAUGUCCACAGCCAUCAACACUCCGAUUCUCGGAUCUUCUUCUAGCACAAUACCAGGUGCUCCGAUAAUGACUCCAGCUGUGCCUACUACCUCUCAACCACAGGCACAGAACACUACUCAGGCAAUGCCUACAGAUGCGCCAACGGAAUUGUUUCUCUUAUCAAGCCCUCAGGGCCCGGUUUGCGUUCUCUUCGAUCAGCAAGGCACAUACACCACUGCCCCCAUGGUUUCGACACUUCCAUUCCAGAGUUUUACAAAUCAGUUUGCUCAGAACAGACAGCUCCUCAAUGGACUUGGACAGCAGAUAGCACAGGGAAAUCCGCCCCCUAACCUUGAGCUGCACAGGCAGCUAGCCAACAUGAGCCAGACCCAACGUCGGGACUGGAUCCAGAAUCAAAACCAAAUCCAAAACCAGAAUCAAAAUCAAAAUCAGAAUCAAGAUCAGAAUCAGAACCAAAACCAGAAUCAAAACGCGAACGUAAACGCAAACCAACCAGAAGAGAACGAUCGUAUGGUCAACGUCGCUGGGCAUAUGUGGCUGAUCUUCAAGCUGGCAGCAUUCGUUUACUUCUUCUCAGGAGGUGGUGGCCUCUAUAGGCCUAUCAUGCUUGGUAUCGUCGCAGGUGUGGUUUACCUAGCACAAGCCGGCAUGUUUCAAGAGCAGUUCAACGUUGUUCGUCGUCACUUCGAGGCUCUUCUCCCUGUCGGAGCCUUGGCCGAACGUGUGGCUCAGCCCAACAACCAGCGCCAAACGCAACAUCGAGGUAACCUAUCACCCGAGGAAGCUGCGAGGAGGAUACUGCAGCAGAGGAGAGAUCAGAGAUUUGGAUGGCUCAGGGACAGCAUGCGUACAGUCGAACGCGCUUUUGCGCUGUUUGUUGCCAGCUUGUUUCCUGGUGUCGGAGAGCGGAUGGUCCACGCGCAAGAGGAGAGGGAGAGACUAGAAAGAGUGGCAGCUCGAGAAGAGAGGGAACGCCAGGAGGAAGAGGCGAGAAGAAGGGAAGAAGAGGCCCAAACACAGCGCGAGCAGGGAGAUGAAAAGAAGACCGAGGCCGAUCUCGAGCCACAAGAUGAGUCGAACGCAAGUGUAGGCACCAAGGGCAAGGAGAGGGCAACGACAGAGGAAGAGGCUACUGCUCCGGAAUUUCACAUUGGUCGGCAAAAGGGCGUGAAGAACAAACGAUCGGGCCUAGAGAAGGCGAUAUACCAGGUUGAAGAAGCCAUCAAAAAGAGGAAAUCGGAUGCAGCUACGAGUCAGAGUACGCUGCAGCAACUGCAGCAGCUUCUGAACGAGGCGCAAGGGGACGAAGACUCCAAUCAAAACCCAAACACAUCGCCUGCCUCAGAGGUGCAUCCUCACAUAUCAGCGAGUAAUCUUGUUGGUACUUCAAGCGACGAUCAACUCGCUGUUGAAGAUGUCGAAAACCCACUCCAACUCCUCGCCCGGGCCUCGGAUCUGCGGAUUGCAACACCACAGUCAUACAACCAGAGUACCGCCAGCCCUGAAGACAGAUUCAAUGGUAGCCAGCAGAGCGCUUUUCUCGACGUUCACCACUUUUUUCUGCCGAUGAAAGCACAUCUUGAUCAGGGCUCAGGCCUGGAUCCCAUUGAUGUUGGGCUCGUAACCAAAGACGAAGCUGAGAUGCUUCUACAGUACUUCCACAAAAAGCUAGCACACACACGCUGGGGCCUCGACCCAUUUCUAGCCGAGCAAGUCAUUACCCGAAAGUACAGAUCUGUUGAAAUCGUGCUAGCUUUCAUGUACUGCGACAAGUGGCACGACCAUCGAUGGGGCGAUGCUCAGGAUGGCCCGCUUGUAUCCAUGGCAGUCCUCCGCCGCGAUCUUGACGACCUUUUUGCUGAGGUGCGUACGCGCUGUGAUAACUAUCGUCUUGCCGAAAUAGGGACAAAGGUCGCCCAAGAAAUCGACGGGUCUAUCGAGAGCUUCUUCGACAGCUGGUCUCGCGCCUGGCCCUCUGUAAUCGCUGAUCCGGAGAGCAAAACACUACCUCCAUAUGUCGAAAUCCUUGUUACACACACGCGGCUUUCAACCUACUCAAUGCUCCUCAACCACCCUAGCGCACCUCCAGAGGUCAAACGUUCUUUCCGAAAGUCUGCACUAUCCUCGGCACUCAACGUUAUGCGUGCGGCGAUCCAAGGCGAGUCACGUCUCAAAUCGAUGCCGAACAACACCGUUACGAUGAUUUGCUUCGCUGCAAGUAUAGCGCUCGCUUUGAGUGCACCCGUGCCGGAGGCCGGCGGAAAGCAGAAGAGCCUUGCUCCAAGCGUCCGACAUCUUAUUGAAGAUACCGCAACAGUUCUUGAGCGUAUAGGCAGCACACCCAUCCACCGGAACGGGGCUUCGGUCGUCUACGGCCGCUUCUUACGCGUUCUCGUUAAGCAGGCGCCGGAGAUUGAGAGGCUACCACAAUUGCCAGUCCACGAUCCUGCACCACCGUCGAUGGCCAUACCAGAUCUUCUAUCGCCGUCAUACAAGGUGAAUGAUGCGAUGCCUGAAAACCAUACGAUGGGGCCAGAUCCUAUAUCCAGCUACUGGCCGGAUACACUAGACUUCUCAGCCAUGUCGUACAACGAAGUGAACGAGACUGUGACGAACUCGGAUCUGUUCUCCACAGCGUUAUUGGAUCUUCCGUGGAACGAUAGCAACCCAUUGUGGACAGAUUGGAUGAAUCUGCCGGACUUCAACUUCCCGUAA
Molecule: messenger RNA, 3906 nt
Organism: Alternaria infectoria
Lineage: Eukaryota; Fungi; Ascomycota; Dothideomycetes; Pleosporales; Pleosporaceae
Exons: 7
Coding region: 1-3906 (1301 amino acids)
Biological process (GO): endoplasmic reticulum unfolded protein response
Molecular function (GO): protein binding
Source: RefSeq, a predicted model, not a curated record